This is a messenger RNA of Aspergillus puulaauensis, 2211 nucleotides long. Its product is annotated as Zn(II)2Cys6 transcription factor. The transcript is spliced from 4 exons. Gene Ontology annotation, molecular function: zinc ion binding; sequence-specific DNA binding; DNA-binding transcription factor activity, RNA polymerase II-specific. Gene Ontology annotation, biological process: positive regulation of transcription by RNA polymerase II; DNA-templated transcription. Lineage: Eukaryota; Fungi; Ascomycota; Eurotiomycetes; Eurotiales; Aspergillaceae. Gene Ontology annotation, cellular component: nucleus. The coding region runs from base 1 to 2211 and encodes 736 amino acids. The record is from RefSeq and is a predicted model, not a curated record.
AUGGAGCCCGCCGGAAGCCACCCUAGCAAACGGCGAUGUAAGGAACGGGUUCGCGUCACUCGCGCCUGUGACAAUUGUAAGAAGAAGAAAUUACGCUGUUCAGGCACUCUUCCCUGCGCACUAUGCCAGCGCUCCCGGUUCGAGUGUGAGUACACUGCUGGCUACCAUCGAGGAAAAGUACCACCGGUUCCCAUAGCCAGCCACCAAACUGGUGAUGUGGGCAAUGCCAAUCGAUAUGGCGAGCAGUCUACAAAUACUAGCACGAACAGCCUCUCUCCACUGGAACCGCAGCAUGCUUCACACGAUGGACUCCUGCAAGCAGAUAAACGAGAUAAACGAACCGCCCUUCCAUCGUCUGGCAAUUCACCAGAGCCUCAUCAAACUGAUUUGGAGGGGCAUUACGUUGGGCCGGCAUCAGGCGUCUCAUUUUUGAUUCGGGUUCAGAAGCGACUUCAUGAGCAUAUCUCGUUUCCACGUACUACACCGAUUUUUAAUUUAGGUGACGCGCCACUUGCUAAAUACGACCCGUCUUUUCUCAUCAUCCCCAAUAAAAAGGAAGCAAAGGCGCUGCUUGAUAGGUACUUUGAAUUCACUUUCCCCACUCAUCGUUUCUUGCACCAGCCACAAGUUGAGAGCUGGCUUGAAGACUUCUACCACGACCUUGGGGCAUCGCAACCGCCAAGGCCGGGAGCUAUGGCGACGAGAGCAUUGCUCCUAAUGAUUUUUGCGCAUGCAAAGCUAUGUUUGCCAAAUAGUGAAGGCUCCUUGGGUGCUUGCGUAAACAGCCCAGUCUAUUUCGCUGCCUCAGAACACUAUCUCGCAGAAGAGACGGGCCCUGUUCGCCUUUCAAGCGUCCAGGCACGGUUAGCCCAGUGUUUUUAUCUUCUGGGCCAAUCUCGGAUUAAUCAUUGUUGGAGUCUUUUUGGGACUAUGGCACGACUCGCUAUUGCAAUCGGCUUGCAUCGAGGACGACGUCAGGAACUCACAGGGAGUGUUGACUUCGUCGAACAGGAAUGCCGCAAACGAGUCUUCUGGUGUAUAUAUAUCCUGGAUAACUAUCUCGGUGCUGCACUGGGGCGUCCAAGAAUCUUUCACGAUGACGAAAUCGACCAGGAACUCCCUGCUAUUGCAAACGACUCACAAAUAACAGCAAGGGGCAUUUCGCCGGCUGUGUCGAGCACUCAAAGCAUCAUGCUGGCACCCGUAUAUCACGCCAAACUGUCCAAAAUUAUCAGCGGUAUACUUCGUGAUUUAUACGGCAUACGACGAGUAACUCUCCAAUCUCAAUCUGUAGCAACCACAAAGUACGGUGCUGAGCUUGCACAGUGGCGGAAGGAAAUAUCAGCUUUUAUUGACCUCCCAAAUGUUGAUAUGAUGAUGGUUACUUAUCAGCGACAGUAUACGGUCUUAAACCUUGCUUUCUAUCAUGCUCAGAUACUACUCUACCGCUCAUUCAUUCUCAGAGACUUCAAGAAUUUAGCGCUUCCGGUGGCUGACGAAAGCAACCACUUAUCCAAGUCUGUUAACCAGAAUAUCCAGACUUGUCUAGAGGCUGCUAUGAAGAUCGCUAGCAUUCUACGUGACUUGUGCGAGAAUGGCAGAAUGUACCAUACUUUUUGGUUCACUCAUUACUAUGCGUUCUCAGCUAUUGUUAUAUUAUAUGUUCACUUUAUCCAGAGUUGUGCCCAAGCGAGCAAUGCUGAGGCCGAAGCAAACUCGACCUUCUUCCAGGCGGGCGAGCAAGCUCAACGGCAUCUAGCAACAUCCGGGUCGCAAUCCUCCUUCGCCCGGCGGUACGCCAUGGUGCUCGAAGAACUGCGUAGAGAGGCGCAAAAGUGUAUACAGCACAAACAUCAGUCGGCAAUUGACCUUCCAUCUACGGAUCCACAAGUGGCCAAUAACAUCAAUAUUGGACCGAACGAGUCUCGGCGAAUAGACUUCCCGGGAGAACAUUUUAACUACGGCCCAGCGAGCUUUCCUCAACCCACAUUUGAAGGUAUUCGGCGCAAUACGGACGGAGUUAGCCCAUCUUUAACUUUGUCAAAUAUGCAAUCAGAGGCCUGGAUGGAAAAUCUGAUGCAAGAUGGCAGUCCUGGGACUUAUAUACCUAGUUUAACUAGCUGGGGAGAGUUUGACUCACUAGCCCUGACUGGUCUGGGAGAAUUAGGGUAUCUUUUUGCCUCCAACAAUUUACAGACUUUCGAGGGUUGA